This is a messenger RNA of Aplosporella prunicola CBS 121167, 1711 nucleotides long. RefSeq lists its product as uncharacterized. The record is from RefSeq and is a predicted model, not a curated record. The coding region runs from base 21 to 1511 and encodes 496 amino acids. The transcript has 8 exons. NCBI's taxonomy places the organism in Eukaryota, Fungi, Ascomycota, Dothideomycetes, Botryosphaeriales, Aplosporellaceae. Gene Ontology annotation, cellular component: mitochondrion. Gene Ontology annotation, molecular function: metalloaminopeptidase activity; manganese ion binding.
GCUCCACACCCGUCGCCAACAUGAGGACAGCUCUGCGCGCCUUGCGCAUUGUCGGCAGGGCUCCAGCUCGCCCAUGCUUCCGCCAAACCCGCCAUUGGAGCAGCACGCCCGUCAAGCGCGAGCUCGUCUCUGCCGCAGAGCUGCACUUUGGCCAGCCGCUGCAUGAGACCCACCCACACCUGCUCAAGCCCGGCGAAGUCACUCCCGGCAUCAGCGCACUCGAAUACGCCAACCGUCGCUCCGCCCUCGCCCGUUUGCUUCCUCCGAAAAGCGCCGCAAUCAUUCCCGCUUCCGACACCAAAUACCGCUCCGGUGCUGUGUUCUACAAGUUCCACCAAGAUGCCGACUUCUUCUAUCUGACCGGCUUUGACGAGCCUGAGGCUUUGGCUAUAAUAGAGAAGACUGGUCCCGAAGACGAGCACCUAUUUCAUCUCUAUGUACGGCCAAAGGACCCUAGAGCGGAGUUGUGGGACGGAGCCCGCUCAGGUGUCCAGGCUGCACUGGACGUUUUCAAUGCGGAUGAAGCUGGAAACAUCAAGGACAUAGGAAAGAUCAUUCCGGAAGUCAUCCGUCGUUCCGAGCACAUCUACACCGAGCUUCCCGGCAAACUCGACCACAGAUCACCAAUUACUCGAUACCUAAGUGGAACUAUGUACAUGGGCGACAAUGGCUUCCCUAAGGCCUUGAAGGGCGUCAAGCCGUCUGCAGUCAAAUCUUUGCGUCCACUGCUGAACGACCUCCGCAUGUUCAAGAGCGAAGCUGAAAUUAGCAACAUGAGGAUAGCUGGACAGGCGUCAGGAAGAGCUUUCUCCCACGCCAUGAGCAACCGCUUCGCCACUGAGAGAGAACUGCAUGCGCACAUGGAUUAUGGCUUUCAAAUGCUGGGCUGUGACGGCAUUGCUUACGUGCCAGUUGUUGCUGGAGGCGAGAAUGCUCUUCGCAUCCACUACGUUCGCAACGACAAUGUAUUGAAUGACGGCGAGAUGGUGCUCGUGGACGCUGGCGGACAAUAUGGCGGAUACAUAACCGACAUCACGCGCACCUGGCCUAUCAACGGCAAGUUCACACCAGCGCAAAAAGACAUGUACGAGAUGAUCUUGAAGGUGCAACGGUCAUGCGUGUCACUCUGCCGCGAAGACUCGCAAAUGACGCUCGACCAACUGCACCACAUUGCCGCGAGCAACAUCCGCGACGGGCUACAACAGCUCGGCUUCAACAUGACGGGCGAUGCCCUCGAGACCCUCUUCCCCCACCACCUAGGCCACUACAUCGGCCUCGACGUGCACGACUCGCCAGGCUCGCCGCGCAGCCGCCCCCUCAAAGCCGGCCAGUGCAUCACGAUCGAGCCGGGCGUGUACGUGCCGGACGACGAGCGCUGGCCAGCCCACUUCCGCGGCAUGGGCAUCCGCAUCGAGGACAGUGUAGCGAUACGCGAGGAGAGCCCGUUUGUGCUUACCACGGAAGCGGUGAAGGAGAUUAUGGAUAUUGAGGCGUUGGGCAAGAAGCAUUAGGGGACGCGUGUGGUUGGUGUGGGAUACCUUUGUAUAGCAAGUGAGUUUGUGAGCAUGGUUUGGUGCGCUUUGCGGGUAUUGGAAAGUUGCGUGCUUGGCGAUGGCUCGUGGUGGUUGUGGAUGUACUUGCAGCUGUGUCCUUGAUCUUACCUUUCCCCCAAAUCAGCUAUUGGACUGGACGUCGCCUGCCCAUCAUGCAC